Messenger RNA from Dromaius novaehollandiae (emu), 971 nucleotides. It is a transcript of the gene DRAP1, whose product is annotated as DR1 associated protein 1. The record is from RefSeq and is a predicted model, not a curated record. Gene Ontology annotation, cellular component: negative cofactor 2 complex; nucleus. Gene Ontology annotation, biological process: transcription by RNA polymerase II. The transcript is spliced from 7 exons. NCBI's taxonomy places the organism in Eukaryota, Metazoa, Chordata, Aves, Casuariiformes, Dromaiidae. Bases 168 to 776 code for a protein of 202 amino acids. Gene Ontology annotation, molecular function: protein heterodimerization activity; core promoter sequence-specific DNA binding; RNA polymerase II general transcription initiation factor activity.
CCGGGCGGAAGGGGCGUGGCGCGGCGCCGGAAGGGGCGGGGCGCGCAGCGGGGAGGGCUCAGGCCGCGCCGGAGGCAGCGGCCGCGCCGGGGAGCGGGGGGAGCCGCCGCCGCCGCCGCCGCCGCCCGGGGGGGGCCGGGGCCGGGGCCGGGGCCGCCGCCGCGGCGAUGCCGAGCAAGAAGAAGAAAUACAACGCGCGGUUCCCGCCGGCGCGCAUCAAGAAGAUCAUGCAGACGGACGAGGAGAUCGGCAAGGUGGCGGCCGCCGUCCCCGUCAUCAUCUCGCGGGCGCUGGAGCUCUUCCUGGAGUCGCUGCUGCGCAAGGCCUGCCACGUCACGCAGGCGCGCAACGCCAAGACCAUGACCACCUCCCACCUGAAGCAGUGCAUCGAGCUGGAGCAGCAGUUCGACUUCCUCAAGGACUUGGUGGCGGCGGUGCCCGACAUGCAGGGCGAGGGCGAGGAGGGGGCCGCCGAGGGCGAGCGCCCCCCCCGCAGGGGCCGCCGCCCGGGCGCCGGCCGCAGGAACGGGGGCCCCGGCGCCAAAAGCAAAGACCCCAAACAGUCGGGCACCGACUCGGAGCAGGAGGAGGACUCGGAAGACAGCGACAGCGACGGGGACGAGGAGGCGCCGCCCCCCCCCGGGCGACCCCUGCCCUUCGCCAGCCCGCCGGCCCCCUUCGCACCGCCGCUGCCGCCGGGGGGGCUGCCGCCCGCCCCCGGCCCCCCCCGGGGCGCCGCCGAGGAGGAGGAGGAGGAGGAAGACUACGACUCCUAGCGCCGGGGCCCCGCGCGGUACUGGGAGCACUGGGAGCACUGGGAUCCCCCCCGGCACCGGCGCAGCGCCCGGCGGCUCGGCCCGGACGCCUGGGCCCGCGCGGGGGGGGGGGUGGCGGGGGGGGGGGUUGGGGCCGUUUUAAGGCGUCUCGGGGGGUUUUGUAUCGCCUCAAUAAAAGCCGCAGUUUCAAUAGAA